CUCUGAGAGGUAUGUGGAAGUCCGAGUCCGUUCAGGCUAACGGCAUCCACCUGGCUUAGAAACCUCUAGCUUAUUGUUUUAAAUGUUUUCUAGUAUUUUCUUUCGACGUAUAUUUCAUUUUCAGCCCAAAUUAUCAUACACAUACCUAUAUUGUUUACAUUAAAUAGCCAAUCUUAGACAUUUCUGGAGCUUUCUAGAGCUACACUGCGGCUGUCACAGACAUCAGCGACACCUCCUCUCAGGUAUCAACUGAAAUGUCAUGUGACGUGUCCCGUCCGCUCGUCCUGACGUCGCUCUCAUCAGGGAGGUGAAGGAGAAUACAUGUAGAAAUGUAGCUGUCUUCCUCAGACAGCAAAACACUCGGCUCCAGCUCUGUCAUCACCGCGACUUGUCACGAUGCUGCAUGCACUGGGGAUGACGCUGGUCUUCUGCACCACACUCAUUCACACACAAAGCCUGGAGCUCUUCAACUUCACCAAGGAAGAUGCACUCACUUGCAGCGAGGAUCUUACUGAUUGUAACAUAAAGCCAGGUGAUAUAUGCCUUUAUCACGAUGACAGAGUUUACGUGAGUGGUCUUUCUGCUCAGGCUCUGUUGUGCAGUAGUCAUAAAGGCUUGCGUCCAUGCUUAAGAAUCCGGAUUAACAUUACAGCUGCAGGUUUGCCCUGUUUUUCUUCAGGAAUCCACGAGGAAAUAUCUCUGUCUGGAGAAGAUAGCUAUAAUGACCGAAGGAGUGAGAACAGGUCAAAAGAGCAUGGAAGUGGCCUGGAACCACCUGUUUCCACAUCAAUGUCUGUCCAAGUGUGUUACCAGGGCCCAGACUUCUCAGGUUCAGAAGAGCUCACUUUCACACUGGCCUCCUCAGAUGACCAGACAGCACAGAUGUGGAUGUCAUUAAUAGUAGAGCUGAGGGAAGAUGAUUUUGGCAGUACAGUCACUGUCUUCUCUUCAAACACUCAUAAACCCAGCUUCACAAAAGACAUCAAGAUGCCUGCAAUAGACAAAGUUUGUUCUCAAGGUCUGGCCAUUGCACAGUGUAAAGUACCCACUUUAUAUCCGGAAAUUAACCCAAAAACAGGAAUGGCAGAACUACGCGUGGGUGAUCUUCCCAAGGAUGAAGUUCAUGAACUUCAGGCUUGCCAGAGGAUGGAGAAAGAUGGACCAUGUUUAAGACUGGAGUGGAAGGAGAAUCCACUGAUGAUUCCAAUGAGCUCUGUCGCCCCCUGUCUCUGUUUUCAGAUUUGGUGGAAGGAUGGACCUCGAAAGACGUUUUGCCCAUUUCUUAACAAGACAGUUCUCUCUGUCUCUAAUAUAUCUGUGUCUGUGAUGGAGUCGUUGACUUACCAUAGUGGAAUGGUUCGAAACAGCACUGCUCUUGUUUGGAACAUCACUGCCCCCUGCAGACUGGAGGCUGAUAUUCAUCUCUGCAAGAAAACUUCAGGCUCUAACGAACACUGCCAUGUAACAGAUGAUCUGCGGAACAGCAGGCAUCAUGUACACAGCCAUCAGCAUCCAAAAUGGAACUUGGUUAAUAAGCAGCACUGGCAAAUUCAAGGCGAGUUUGCUGGAGUGGAACGUCACCCUUCACUCUGUGUGCAGAUAAAGGUUAAAGGAAUUGAAGGCCAUUUUGACCCUGUCUGCCCUUUUGAAACUCACAGAACACAUUGGAGUUUGUUUCUGUUGGUAUCUGUGCUUGUCAUGUGUCUGGCAGUUUUGGGAGCCUAUGUUCUCCAGGGAUUAGUCAAGGCAGGUUGGAUAUUCAAAUGGCUGAAAAUGGAUAGCAUCAGCAUUUCCUCUCUGUGUCUCUCUCCAGGUAGAGUAGGAGAUGGUCAGGUGGUGCUCUUGUACCCUCCAGAUGCAGACAGUGCUGUCGCAGUGCUGGUGUGUCAUCUAGGUUCGGCUCUCUCCUCGCUGGGAUUCGGCGUCUCUUUGGAGUUGUGGAGCCGCGAGGAGCUGAAUGCACUCGGCCCCGUACCCUGGUUGCACUCACGUCUUCAUCGCAUGCAGUGCCAUGGCGGCAAAGUGGUACUCGUGCUCACCCCUGCCGCUUGGGCACGAGCAGAGGAGUGGUGUCGAAGCAGAGGAGAGAAGACAGAGCGGCGAGAGAACUACUCCGAUGUUUUCAGUGCCUCGCUCAGCUGCAUUCUUGCCGAUUACCUGCAGGGCCGUGCCGGAGAACGCUUUGCCUUGGUGCAGUUUGAAACACAACCGGCCGAACCCCCAAAUGAAAGGGGAUCCAUGCCUGAGCUUUUUCGUGGUCUUCCUCUUUUCAGCCUGCCUUCUCAGAGCUUGGGAUUUCUGACUGAGAUCACUCAUGGAGCUCACAAAGGACAAAAAGAAAACGAAAGAGCUGAGAGCAGAAGAACACGGGCCAGUGUUUUGAGAGCAGGAGCACGAAUUUUAGCUGGAACAUUGCGAGAGCUAACAGGGGGAGCAGGAUACAAGUUAGCGGAGGUUUCUCAGGAUUGCAUAGGGUUAGAGAAGGACGACCCAUGGAUCACUAUACCUCUGACGCUAGAGCACUUGACUCCACCUGCUAGUCCUGAGUUACACAGUGAGAACAGCACUGUCAACUGAUGACCUGUAAAUGGGCUGGAAAAAAACCUCAGUGCAUAAGUUUCGUCUUAACUCUGAUGUUCAGUUUUUAACUAAGCAAAUACAUGUCCCACUGAGCCAGGCCAUGUUUUGCAGCUUCUCCCUGUGUUUGUGUCUGUUUCCUCCAGGUUUUCCAGUUUCCUCUUACUGUCUUGGCUAUGCUAGAAUGACCCCUGGUGUGAAUGAGUGUGUAAAUGCAUAUGCACUGUGAUGGAUGGCAUUCAUUCAAUCCAGGGGGAUAUUUCUUGCCUUGUGCCCAGUGUUGCCGGAACAGAGUCUGAAUCCCCAACACCCCUGUCCAUGACAAAUCGAUCACUGAAGAUGAAUGAAUAAAAAUAUACAAUAUUUCUUAUACUCAAUUCAGUAGUAAGAGGAGAUAUAAUUUAUGCCAUAUGAUGCAGACUGUAGCUCUUGGGUGCUUAGAGGAGUUCCUUAUUUCUUUCACCAGAUUUUACCGGGUUAAAUGUUGCUGAAUGCAAAUCUAACCAAACUAAAACUAGACCCGAAAUGGCCAGCUUUCUUUCUUUCUUUCACAGAACAUUGCUGAUAUGGCUUGUACCUGAGAUGAUCUAACCAUUUAACAAUUUACAUUAAAUAAAGUGAAAUUAUUAUUGCUGUGAAAUCAAACAGGUACUUUGGUUCAAUGGGACAUGAGUUAUGAAGCAGUAAACCAGGGUUAAGAAGUUGUUGCUGAAUUGUUCAUUUGUACUAUAAGCUUUCAUUAAGACGCCACCAGAAUUAUAAUCUUCUGUGUAUGCUGAAAUAUGUUUGGUUGUUCAACAUCAGCCAGUUAUGAUACACAAAUGUCAUCUAGGACAGACAGGGAAUAAAUGAUGUUCCUUUUUUUUUGUAUGCUGUCCUUAUGUGAGUUUGUAAAUAGUAAUCGAGUUUGUAAAGGGUGUUGCAUUUGUGUGUGUGUGUGUGUGGUUUUUUUUCCAGGUUAUUCCGAAGUGCCUUCUGUUUACCUUAAAAAAAAAAUAA
Messenger RNA from Hemibagrus wyckioides, 3576 nucleotides. Its product is annotated as interleukin-17 receptor C. Gene Ontology annotation, molecular function: interleukin-17 receptor activity. NCBI's taxonomy places the organism in Eukaryota, Metazoa, Chordata, Actinopteri, Siluriformes, Bagridae. The transcript is spliced from 16 exons. The coding region runs from base 397 to 2577 and encodes 726 amino acids. The record is from RefSeq and is a predicted model, not a curated record.